Molecule: messenger RNA, 342 nt
Organism: Lathyrus oleraceus (garden pea)
Lineage: Eukaryota; Viridiplantae; Streptophyta; Magnoliopsida; Fabales; Fabaceae
Exons: 1
Coding region: 1-342 (113 amino acids)
Source: RefSeq, a predicted model, not a curated record
AUGAAAACCGAAGCAACGGCGACGUCAACCAAAAUCGAUAAGCUUCUUGCAGGGAAGAGUAUUCCUCGCGCCUCUCGUGCAUAUAGUUCACUUGUGAUAUGUGCUAAAUUAUACGAAGAAAUUGCAACAUCUGAUGCUGUGAGACCAAUGGAAAGUUUGAUAAGAGGAGAUCCAGAUAUUGCAAUAGUGGCUGGAAAGGAUGUUGCAGGGAAAGCUAUGCAAUGUGAGAAUAACUUUGAUGGAAGAGGUUUUGGGAAAACACCUAUCACGGUUGAGAACAAUAAUAUGAACCAUAUAGGAGCCAUAGCAGCAGGUAUUGCUGAGUUAUUAAGAUAUGGGUAG